AGGCUAGCAGUCAUGCUAACGGCUAACAACAAUGAGCCAUAUUUGGCGCACUAGCGGGCAAAAGUUUGAAUUCGGAACGAAGGAUCGGCUCGUCGCAGUUUAGUGUUUUAUUGAAAAAGCCACGGUGAAUUAGAAAUUAUGUGAAACUGGUGACUCGUGAUCAUGUUUGGCUUUCACAAAUCGAAGAUCUACCGGAGUAACGACGGCUGUUGCAUCUGCAAGACCAAGUCCUCCAGCUCUCGCUUCACAGACAGCAGUCGCUAUGAGGAGACCUUCAGGAUGUGUUUCGGGCUCUCAGAGGAUCGCGUUGGAGACAUUUGCAACGCCUGCGUGUUACUGGUGAAAAGGUGGAGAAAGCUGCCGCAUGGCUCCAAGAAGAACUGGAAUCACGUGGUUGAUGCCAGAGCUGGACCAGGCUUUAAAGUGACAAAACCCAAAAAGAUCAAAAACAGCGACGGAAAGAAAAAAAGCAAGCUGAAGAAACUUCACAAGUUGAAAAGGCAAAAUUCUGAUGCUCACAGCACAACCUCCAGUGUGUCUCCAGCCCAGUCUCCAAGUUACAGCAACCAGUCGGAUGACGGUUCAGACGUUGAAUCCAAACGACGUUCCAGUCCCUCUAUCUUUUCUUUCUUGGACCGAUCCUACUGGAAAAGGCAGAAGAUCUGCUGUGGGAUUGUGUAUAAGGGUCGGUUUGGAGAGGUGAUUAUAGAUCCUCGACUUUUUAAACCCUGCUGCAGUUCCAAAAACCAGAAAACACUGACACCUGCACAAGUGGCCACACACUUGCCAGAUACUCUUCCUCCUCAGCUCCCAGAAGACAUAGAAAGGCCUGGUGAAUGCUUUUGUUAAAACCCCCUCCUGCAUGGUUGUCCAUGGCGUUCACCUGGAUUUGUCUCCAGUGGCAGACCCCAUUUCUACUCUUAGAUUAGUGUGAUUCCUUUCUACCUUUAAUUCUGUUUUUGGUUUUGUUUUUUCCAUGUAAAGAAUUGUGUUCUUUCUAUUUUUUAUGGAAAAGGAAAAAAACGGGCAUUAGUUUUAUUUAUAGAACAUGGGGAAAUAUUAGUUUAUACCAAUGUUGAUUAAGAAUUGCAUUUUUGUAAUUUUAUUUUUGUAUCAAGUUUUUCAACUUUUUGUAAAUAGUGUCUUUUUUUUUAAACCUUUUUAUAAUGUCAACAUUUUGUGUUUAUCUGAGACACCAGCUUUUCAAAUAUCAACUUUUUUGUAUGUAUUUUAAAAUGGGUCUUCAUCUUGCUGCAAUGUGUUUUUAUUAUUUUUUUCCCAGGGAUCAUUAGCACAUCUUUCCUUUUUUUAUCAAUUUUAAAAUCUUUAGAUUUGUAUGUAGGUUAGAUAUAUAUUUUUCUUUAGAUGUUUGAGCUUUAGCAUGCUACACGUUUGAAACCCUCUUAGUUUGUUAAGCAGAAGGUGAACAUUGACUUGGAUAGAAAUGGCCAGGCCUUGCAUGCAGUUUAUUCCUCUGCUUUUUUUUAAUUACAAAAGUAAUUUAUUUCUUUUGUACAGACUUCCAUGAAAUUGUCAUGUUGUAAAGGAAAUGCUUUUGAAAUAUGAGUAAAUUCUUUAGUUUCGGCUUUUGGUUGAUCUAAAUCCUGCUUUACUUGCAGAAAACUGCAAGAAUAGCAAGCCACUACAUUCAAAGGUGUUGAGCUCGUUUUUGUUAUUCUCAGGCACAUUUUUCUAAGCGCUGAUGUAACUGCUAGGGCUCUGCAGAAAUCAAAGUUUCAGGGAAAAGUAGAAAUUUCACAGCAGCUUGUCUACUCUUAUUGCCUUCAGAAGAGCCGUUAAUGGCCACCCCGCCCUUUAGGUGCCCCUUAGGAGAAUGCUCUACGGUUGUGGCUCUUUAUAAAAAACAAAGGUGAAAUGAUCAAACUAUGCAGACGUUUUGAAUGUGAGAAGUGUUUUGAAGCUUUCUAUCACUUGGUUGAGCAUAAAGUGAUAGUUGCUUGUAACCAAAUUGGCUUUUAGUUUUUUUCAGCAAUAAUCUCACAUUCAUAGAAUUUGUCUUAAAAAUAUUGUGUUUUGUUUAUUUCAACAUGUAUUGCACAGUCAUUACUGUCUUGUUUUCAACGAAUACUGCAGUGUUAACGGUUGUGUCUUUACUAAGCUCAAACUAAAAUGAACUUUUUAAAGUUUCCCUUAAAAAGAUAACUGUUCUGUGGCAGGGUAGAUAAAUGCUGAAUAUUUCUAUGAUUAAAAGGAGAUAUGCUGCUUUUAGCUGGAAAAUAAGCUUUUUUUAUUCCUUCGGGAGUUGCCAUGUUUUUGUAAGGUACAUUUUGGGAUAAAAAAAUGUGCCUUAAUGAAUUUACCUGACUUUUUUACAUAACGAUUCUUAUGUAAUUUAUAUUUAUUUAUUACACCUUUAAAAAAAAAACAAUAAUUUUGAGGUAACUGAUGUAGACCCUUGCAGAAAGUCUUUUGAUUUUGUGCACUUCCUUUGAACACGCAUUGUAUGUUUUUGUAUGCCUUUUGUAUACUGUACCACAAAGUAGACCUGCCGAAUAAAAUGGAAAGGAGAAAGAAAA
Oryzias latipes (Japanese medaka) is the source of this 2537-nucleotide messenger RNA. It is a transcript of the gene sinhcafl, whose product is annotated as SIN3-HDAC complex associated factor, like. Gene Ontology annotation, cellular component: Sin3-type complex. NCBI's taxonomy places the organism in Eukaryota, Metazoa, Chordata, Actinopteri, Beloniformes, Adrianichthyidae. Gene Ontology annotation, biological process: negative regulation of cell migration. The record is from RefSeq and is a predicted model, not a curated record.